CGGCGUCGGCCUUGAUGAUAGGAAUACGAUGCUCACCGGCAUAUAGGUGUUGAAAUAGUUUCAUUUUUGUUCUAGUCAUGGAUUUAUUUUUCCAGUUUUGACCAUUGAGUUCAUUUAUAUUCCAGAGGUAGACGAAUGGUGUGUGUGUGGAUCGCUGCCAAUAUUUUUAAACGAAAAUGGAAGCCAUGGAAAUUUUCUUAGCCACCGCUAGGGACGUAUCUUACAUAAUCAUCAACCACCCCCUUUUAUUCAGCAGUGGGCAGCUUCGUCGUCUUAUUGUUUUUGCUGCGAUUUUAUUGCCGAUUGACCCUUGGACUAUGUGAUAUCGAUCAGGAUAUGAGUGGAAAAACUGUGCUUAUUACUGGAGCUUCGGACGGUAUUGGCAAAGCAACCGCUCGAGACAUAGCCAAACGGAAUGCAAGAGUUAUAUUAGCCUGCAGAAACGUGGGCAAAGCUAAUAAGGUAGCCGAAGAGAUUAAAGCAGAAACAGGAAAUUUCAACAUAAUCGUCAAGGCGUUAGAUCUUUGCAGUUUUGAAUCGGUUCGAAAGUGCGCUGAAGAUGUAUUGAGCACUGAAGACAAGUUGCAUGUCCUUAUCAAUAACGCUGGAAUUGUUGGUCCACAGACGCGAGAAGUAACGGAAGAUGGUUGCGAAAAAGUGAUGCAGUCGAAUCAUUUUGGACAUUUUCUCCUCACUCUGUUGCUUUUAGAUUUGUUAAAAAAGAGUGCUCCAAGUAGAAUAAUCAACGUCUCUUCUGUUGCAUAUGCCUUUGGAAAAAUUAACAUUGAUGAUUUGAAUCAUGAAAAAACCAAAUAUCAUUACAUGAAUGUCUACAGUAACAGCAAGUUGGCAAAUAUUUAUUUUACGAGAGAGCUGGCGUCAAGGCUUGCUGGAACGGGUAUAACUGUGAACACGUUGCAUCCAGGAGUAGUGAAAACUAACAUAUUUUUUAGCAGUGAAGGAUUUUACUCAACUAUAUCGAAAUUUAUGGUUUUUGUGCUUGGAAAG
Messenger RNA from Uloborus diversus, 1008 nucleotides. RefSeq names its product retinol dehydrogenase 14-like. NCBI's taxonomy places the organism in Eukaryota, Metazoa, Arthropoda, Arachnida, Araneae, Uloboridae. The record is from RefSeq and is a predicted model, not a curated record.